AUGUCAGAAGAAGUUGCUGUACCACGUAACUGGAUCUUCUCAACAAAUUCCUUCGCCAAAAGUUACUCCGAUCCUCGCGGUGAGGGGGUGUCAAUCUAUUCUCCGAUAGGUCAAAGUACAUAUACGACAAAGUCAAGAAACCUGACUCCGAUUAAGAUCACUUGCAACUCGAAUUCGGUCUCUUUCAUUUUGCAGAAACUAAUUCUGUCAAUGGAUGUUUCUGCAUAUGAUAAUGCAGGGAACCUGAUAACUCCUGGUACAGGUGUUAAAAACACGUAUCUUGGCUUGGAAUCCAUUAUUCAAUCAUUGACCAUCAAAGCAGGAGGAGAAACAGUUGUCAAUAUACCAAACUAUCCUCUUUAUCUAGUACAAACGUACCGCAAUCUAUCUGCUGGUAGUAAGAAAUUGUUGAGCCAACUUUCCGGAUAUGGAAACACCAAUAUCUUUGCAACAUCGAGUACCAUCUCCAUCAACCAUCACCCUUUUGUGGGUUUCUUUCAUCUGACAAAUGACCAGUUCUUCCCUGUUUGGGCACUUCCAAAUCAAGCACUCGAAAUCAUAAUCACGCUUGCGGAUCCUUCAACCGUCUUUACAUCGGCUGGAGUUGGAGAGAUUAGAGUAUCAAAUAUCAGGACUUUGAUUUCGUAUGUGACACCACCACCAAGCAGUGUCAUCAAUUCAACACGCGCUAUAAGUGAUGGAAAGCCAAUAUUCUAUGACUAUGUGCGCUCAACCCAAACGGAAAACGCAUGUAGUGGCGGAAACCGGAAUACAUUUUUGCUUCAUAUGAGUGGUGUAAGGUCACUUCAAGGGAUCGAAAUGUCGUUUGUGGACGAUGAUGUUCUCAAUGACCAGACGAAAGAUAAGGCGCUAAUGUAUUCUUCACAAGGGCUUCGCGAGUGGCGAAUUCAAUUGGGGGCAAAUCUUACCAUUCCAAGUGGAACGCAAGGGUUCAGCCAUAGCCCAUCUGAUAAUCAAACGUUACUGGUCACACAGUUAUCAAAUAACAACUUUGACCAACUCGGGGAGAUGGAUAUGUCGUUCGCCGACUAUGAUUCAAAAGCCUUUUCAUUUGGAUGGAGUUUUGCCAGCAAGGAUGAAGGCAGUCAGGCGGCAUUGAGUUUUACAGGGACAGACGGUUUAUUAAGAGUACAUAUGCAACAUGCUGUUGCACCUACGCAAAAGGUGCGUAUGGUAACGUGCUACCACGAAAAUGUCACUUUAAGCAUUGGUGUGGUCGUGACUGUGGUCUAA
Messenger RNA from Spizellomyces punctatus DAOM BR117, 1254 nucleotides. RefSeq lists its product as uncharacterized. NCBI's taxonomy places the organism in Eukaryota, Fungi, Chytridiomycota, Chytridiomycetes, Spizellomycetales, Spizellomycetaceae. Bases 1 to 1254 code for a protein of 417 amino acids. The record is from RefSeq and is a predicted model, not a curated record. The transcript has a single exon.